CAUCGGGGGUGGAUCAUGACAAGGAUUUGAAACGGAUGAAGGCGAAUUUUGAGGAUUUGUGUGUUAAAGAUAAGAUUUUGGUGUCUUUGAAGAGGUUGUUGAAUGAGUGGAAUCAAGAGUUGGAUGAUGUGACUGAGGCAGAGAAGAGGACAGCCAAAGGAAAAUCCAUGGUUGCGACGUUUAAGCAGUGUGCGAGGUACUUGAAUCCGCUUUUCAAGUUCCGCAGGAAGAAGGUUCUUCCAGAUAAUAUUCGACAAGCGUUGCUCCUUGUUGUUGAAUGUUACCUGAAGCGAAACUACCUAGCUGGAAUGAAUCACUAUAUCAAAAUGGCUAUUGGAAACGCACCCUGGCCUAUUGGUGUUACUAUGGUUGGUAUCCAUGAAUGUUCUGCUUGUGAGAAGAUCUAUACCAACAACGUGGCCCAUGUUAUGAACGAUAGACAACUCGCAAGUAUUUGCAAUCAGUCAAAAGAUUGAUGACAUUCUGGCAACGUCGCUACCUGUCACGGGAUAACAACUCGUUUUUUGUUUCGAGGCUACUUGUAAAGGCGUUGCUACUACAACCAACCACUCAAUCUCAAGAACAAGCGACAGAAACUCAUACAGAAGGUACACACGAAUUUAUUGGGACAACACUCCCAAACCUUAUAUAUUGAACUCAACAAUUUAC
This is a messenger RNA of Ilex paraguariensis (yerba mate), 669 nucleotides long. Lineage: Eukaryota; Viridiplantae; Streptophyta; Magnoliopsida; Aquifoliales; Aquifoliaceae. The record is from the annotation of a GenBank genome assembly.